Molecule: messenger RNA, 471 nt
Organism: Iphiclides podalirius (scarce swallowtail)
Lineage: Eukaryota; Metazoa; Arthropoda; Insecta; Lepidoptera; Papilionidae
Source: the annotation of a GenBank genome assembly
AUGGUUUCCGUUCAAACGAUAGCCACAAUAGUGGUCAAAGUGUUCAAAAUCGUUUUGAACAUAGUGGUACUGGUGCUGUACCGUACCGGAUACAAUGGCGAGUUCCUCGGCGUGGGCGGCACUUGGAACCUGAACGAAGAGAAGAACCCCGACGCGGAAAUCGUGGCCUCCGGGGUCAUAGUGGGCUACCUGAUAUACACGCUGGUGCAAGUUGUCACGUUCCUGUUCGGCACCACAGAGCACAAGCGUGCCUUGGGUGACAUCGUGAUGAACUUCGUGGGUGUGUUCCUGUGGAUAGCAGUGGGCGCUGUGGCCCUCCACUACUGGGGCGGCUACCAAGGAGAGCACCAGUACCAGUUCGUGUUUGCUGAGAGACAGGUCGGUCUGGCAGUCGGCGCUCUCUGCGUCAUCCAGGGUGCCGUCUAUUUAUUGGAUACGGUCCUAGCCAUCAUCCACUUCACGAAGGAAAUG